Lolium rigidum is the source of this 1040-nucleotide messenger RNA. RefSeq names its product probable glycerol-3-phosphate dehydrogenase [NAD(+)] 1, cytosolic. The transcript is spliced from 5 exons. The coding region runs from base 1 to 816 and encodes 271 amino acids. Gene Ontology annotation, molecular function: glycerol-3-phosphate dehydrogenase [NAD(P)+] activity. Gene Ontology annotation, biological process: glycerol-3-phosphate metabolic process; carbohydrate metabolic process. The record is from RefSeq and is a predicted model, not a curated record. Gene Ontology annotation, cellular component: cytosol; glycerol-3-phosphate dehydrogenase (FAD) complex. Lineage: Eukaryota; Viridiplantae; Streptophyta; Magnoliopsida; Poales; Poaceae.
AUGAUCGCCGAGGAGGACAAGCCUAUCAUUAGUGGCUCCGCGCCGAGGCGCCGCAAGAGCAAGCCAAGGCAGAGGAUGGAAGCUGGAGUUCCAACUGAGAAUAUACUCUAUCUUGGAGGCCCAAACAUUGCCUCGGAAAUUUAUAAUAAAGAAUAUGCAAAUGCUCGAAUCUGUGGAUCCAAUAAGUGGAGGAAACCUCUCGCUAAGUUUUUAAGGCAACCACAUUUCAUUGUCUGGGAUAACAGUGACCUUGUCACUCAUGAGGUGAUGGGUGGCCUGAAGAACGUCUAUGCUAUUGGCGCUGGAAUGGUGGCAGCUUUAACAAACGAGAGUGCAACAAGCAAAUCAGUUUAUUUUGCUCACUGCACGUCCGAGAUGAUAUUCAUUACUCAUCUGCUGACAGAACAGCCAGAGAAACUUGCUGGCCCGCUUCUGGCUGAUACUUAUGUAACUCUCCUAAAAGGUCGCAACGCAUGGUAUGGGCAAAUGCUAGCAAAGGGAGAACUCAGGCUCGAUAUGGGUGACAGUAUCAAGGGAAAGGGGAUGAUUCAGGGUAUUUCUGCUGUUGGUGCAUUUUUUGAGCUGCUCAGCCAACCCAGCUUAAGUGUCCAACACCCAGAGGAAAACAAGCAAGUUGCUCCUGCUGAACUGUGCCCAAUUCUGAAGAGGCUUUAUAGAAUUCUAAUAAAAAGGGAGCUCCCAGUGAGAGACAUUCUCCAAGCCCUGAGAGAUGAGACCAUGAACGAUCCGCGCGAAAGGAUCGAGAUGGCGCAGAGCCACGCGUUCUACCGCCCGUCUCUGCUCGGAAAGCCCUGACCUUUAUAGCCACUGUACAUUAUUAGAGUGUAAACAACGGUUGGAUUAGCUCCAGCCUGUCAUGCUUCACAUCAUUUUCGAUUGAGCAAAGGCGUCUCCAGGUUUCUUCUGCCUUGCGUGCUUGGAUCCCAGGGUCCUUGAUUUGUGGUGUUGUUAGACUGUCAUGUUGUACAAGAGACUGUUGGGUCCUUAAAAUGUUACUUGGACAAUAAACAUGAGAUACC